Molecule: messenger RNA, 234 nt
Organism: Paraglomus occultum
Lineage: Eukaryota; Fungi; Glomeromycota; Glomeromycetes; Paraglomerales; Paraglomeraceae
Source: the annotation of a GenBank genome assembly
AUGUCUCUAGUUGAUGUUAUCGGAAAAAUUCAAGAUCUUAUUGAGCGAUUGCCUCUUGAUCAACCAAUGGAUGCCGAAGAUUAUAUGGUAAUUGAUUACAAUGUAACUGCUCGUGAAAUACCAACGGACGAAGAAAUCGUUUCAAUCGUAAAGAAUUGUGAGUCAAAUGAAUUGGAUGAUGGACAGUGCCGUUAUCCUAUGCACAAGCCAUUACAUUUGUUGACGGGUGCGAUU